Messenger RNA from Artibeus jamaicensis (Jamaican fruit-eating bat), 5326 nucleotides. It is a transcript of the gene CILK1, whose product is annotated as ciliogenesis associated kinase 1. Lineage: Eukaryota; Metazoa; Chordata; Mammalia; Chiroptera; Phyllostomidae. The record is from RefSeq and is a predicted model, not a curated record. Gene Ontology annotation, cellular component: nucleus; cilium; cytoplasm. Gene Ontology annotation, biological process: protein phosphorylation; intracellular signal transduction; intraciliary transport. Gene Ontology annotation, molecular function: ATP binding; protein serine/threonine kinase activity. The coding region runs from base 1 to 1902 and encodes 633 amino acids. The transcript has 13 exons.
AUGAAUAGAUACACAACGAUCAGGCAGCUCGGGGAUGGAACCUACGGUUCCGUCCUGCUGGGAAGAAGCAUUGAGUCUGGGGAACUGAUUGCCAUUAAAAAAAUGAAAAGAAAGUUUUAUUCCUGGGAGGAAUGCAUGAAUCUUCGGGAGGUUAAGUCUUUAAAGAAACUCAACCAUGCCAAUAUAGUAAAAUUAAAAGAAGUUAUCAGGGAAAAUGAUCAUCUCUAUUUUAUCUUUGAGUACAUGAAGGAAAAUCUUUACCAGCUCAUUAAAGAAAGAAAUAAGCUGUUUCCUGAGUCUGCUAUAAGGAAUAUCAUGUAUCAGAUAUUGCAAGGACUUGCAUUUAUUCACAAACACGGCUUCUUCCAUCGGGACCUAAAGCCCGAGAACCUCCUCUGCAUGGGACCAGAACUCGUGAAAAUCGCAGACUUUGGAUUGGCCCGAGAAAUCCGAUCAAGACCUCCCUACACAGAUUAUGUGUCUACCAGAUGGUACAGGGCUCCGGAAGUGCUCCUGAGGUCCACCAACUACAGCUCCCCCAUCGACAUCUGGGCCGUGGGCUGCAUCAUGGCCGAAGUGUACACCCUCAGGCCGCUCUUCCCCGGGGCCAGUGAAAUUGACACAAUCUUCAAAAUUUGCCAAGUACUGGGGACUCCGAAAAAGACCGACUGGCCGGAAGGCUACCAACUUUCGAGUGCUAUGAACUUCCGCUGGCCGCAGUGCGUGCCCAAUAACUUAAAGACUCUAGUUCCGAAUGCCAGCAGCGAAGCGAUUCAACUCCUGAGAGACAUGCUGCAGUGGGACCCCAGGAAACGGCCCACAGCCAGUCAGGCGCUUCGAUACCCUUACUUCCAGAUUGGGCACCCGCUGGGCAGCAGCGCGCAGAGCCUUCAGGGUUCAGGAGGACCCCAGAAGGACGGCCUGGAAAAGGCAGGCCCGCCUCCUCACCUGAAGCCAGUCCCUCCUGCCCAGCCCCCAACCAAACCACACACGCGGAUUUCUUCGAGACAGCAUCAAGCCGGCCAGCCCCCUCAGCAUCUCAUGUACCCCUACAAAGCAGAGGCUUCCAGGACAGACCACCCGAGCCAUCUUCCGGAGGACGAGUCAAGCCCCUUGCUCCUCCCGUCCCUCCACGCCAAGAACCCCCCGGCGAAAAUCCUACCUGGGCUGGAGCACAAAAACGGUGACAUCAAACCAAAGAGCAGGAGAAGGUGGGGUCUGGUUUCCAGGUCAACGAAGGAUUCCGAUGACUGGGCCGACUUGGAUGACUUGGAGUUCAGCCCGUCCCUCACCAGGACUGACCUGAAAAACAAGAAAAGACAGAGCGACGAGACCCUCUGCAGAUUUGAGAGUGUUCUGGACCUGAAGAAACCCUCUGAGCCCGUGGGGACAGGAAACAGCGCCCCCACCCAGACUUCAUAUCAGAGGCGAGACACGCCGACCCUGAGAUCAGCAGCCAAACAGCACUACUUGAAGCACUCCCGAUACUUGCCUGGAAUAAAUAUAAGAAAUGGCAUCCUUCCGACUCCAGGCAAGGAUUUUAUUCCAUCUAACCCAUGGUCUAGUUCUGGUUUAUCUGGAAAGUCUUCAGGGACGGUAUCAGUGAUCAGCAAAAUAAAUUCAGUUGGUUCCAGCUCUGCGAGUUCCAGUGGACUGACUGGAAACUAUCUCUCUUCCUUCCUGAAAAAAGAAGUGGGUUCUGCUGUGCAGAGGGUACACUUGGCACCUAUUCCAGAUCCUUCCCCUGGUUAUUCUUCCCUGAAGUCUGUGAGACCUCAUCCUGGACGACCUUUUUUCCACACCCAGCCUAGAAGCACGCCGGGGUUGAUCCCACGGCCUCCAGCUGCACAGCCAGUACACGGCCGGACAGACUGGGCUUCCAAGUACGCGUCUCGGCGGUGACAGUCACAGAGCCCUUUGGAGGGGAAAGCAGGACAGAGUCUCAGCCAACUGGUGUUCUAUCUGCAAGAAACUUUCAGAUGGUGUAAAAGCAAACAAACACUUUAUAGUUCUUCUUCUGAAUGAAGACAUUUCAAUAUUCUUUUUUAACUUUUUUUUAAAUAUUGAUUUAAAUGCAAUACCCUUUUUUUGUACAAAAUUAUUUUAUUCUAAUACUGGGUCCCAUUAUUUUCUUAAACAGCAGCAUUUUGUAUAUAUGGGUUAUGUUUUAGCAUUUUAUACAGUCAACUUUGUAACAAAUUUUUAAAAAAUUAAUUGACUUUCUUUUGGGGGUUCCAGAUAAUAUUUUAUACAGAUUUUAAAAAAUGUAAUAAUAUUGAUGCAGUAUUGCAACAGGGGUGCAAUUUAAGACUACAAGAUAAAGGGUUAUUUACUCACUGCGUGCGGAUAUUUGUGAAGUGGUUACAUUUUAAAUGUGGCACAUCAGGCACCUCAGGCUUCCCUGGACUGACAUCAGGACCAGAAAAAUGACCUUCCACUUCGCUUUGUUUGGUGUUUGUCCCCUCUGAUGAAAGAACUCUAAGUAAAUAUUUUUUGAAAUUCCUACAACACCCUUUAUAAGUGGUUGGAGGUAGCCAGCUAGAACCAGGCUUUCUCGUGCUGUGUGCCGUCACAUUCUGUGUCUUCCCUGUUCGAAAUCAGAUGGUGUAUGUACCCACAAAAGGAAAACUUAUCAAGCCACAAGAUUCUCAACAUAAAGGUUAAUACAGUCAAUGAAACAAAUAUUGCUGCCAAGAUGCAUGACCAAAAAUCUAAGUUUCAAAGCAGCAGAUUUUUUUAUUAUAAAAACGGAUAGAAAUUUGUGUUCAGCUCAGUUCUCCAGGCCUGGUUAGGAACAUGCAACAAAUAAUCUUCUCUCCGAGCCAAAAUCUCAGGGCAAUGUGCGGAGCUGACAAGAUUCAUGGCAGAGGUUCCACUUAGCUAGGAAGUCAGUCACCGUGAUGGUGAUGUCAUCGUGUGCCACAUUUGAACUUCGAACUCUUAACCCUUGUGUAGUUUCUUUCAACAGUGAGAACUCUAUUGGUUGGUGGGGGGCUGUUCCAUUGAGAGGAAUGUUUACAGCGAUUUUGAAAAUGACAAAGCUAGUUCGGAGACAGAGGAAGUCAAAAGGCGCACCCUCCUCCAUCCCUGUAGGACGCGUUUGCCUCCGCUCCUGGUUACCCGAAAGGCAGGAGGGCAGGUCACGGCCAGAGAAACGCAGCGCAGUCUCAGUAGCGCACCGACCCGCUCUCCCGGGCUCGUGCUCUCUCCUGUGCUUCCAGGCUCCAGAAGCUGAACCCUGUGAAAUUGCCAUUGUCGUAGGUUAAAAUGAAUAUUGGCGUUUGGCUAUGGGUGAGCCUGAUAAGUUGGUAAAUUGUCAUUUCAGUGUAUUAAUAAUAUAUUGCAGCCUGACCUGAACCAGUUAUACUGUGAGCCACUUUUAUAAAGAGCCACUUUUAUAAAGUCAGGAGUAAUUUCUGCUUUGGAGAAUCUGGCUCAGAAAUGCACUUGACCAAGCACUAUGAUCCCGAGGGCCAGGAGAAAAGCACAUAAUGGAUGUGGCUUCGAUAGGUAAUAUUUCCUGUUAACGAACUGGCGGCUGAGCUUCCGAAAAUAAAUAUGUAUGUAAGCACAACUUGAACCUGAAUUCAUUUCUGUAUUAUAUUCUCCACUCAUUAUCUAAAGCAACAGAAAAUGUGUUUUCAGGAAUGAGUCCUUUCCUGAGGUUAAUAUUUAUUUUCUCUUUCUGUAUUAUGUAUACAAAGUAAGUUAAUCUGUAACCAUACCCAGCUUGCUGGAAAGCUGGGUUUAAACUGUAAAUACCCCUUAGAGAAGCAAAUGGAUUGUGAAUACCAUAUUCUUGACACUGUAGCUCAUGUUAAAGUCAUUAUAUAUUUUUUAAUUGAAAAACCUUGUUACCCGGUUAUUAUACAUUAUAAAGUGGUUUUUCUAAUACUUUUGUAGGGCCUGAGUUCAGAGAAUAUUUUGCUUUUCUUCCUCUUAUCUUUCCUUUGUUCAUCAGCAAACAACUUCCCUUGGGAAACUAAACACAUUUAUUCAUGAGGAAGUCAAGAAGCUGAUGUGCAGUUUCUAGUCAGGAAACUAGAAUCCCGGGGGAAUAAAUUCUAAAGAACUAGGAAAACCCUAUAAAGUACUUUCCCUCUCCCCAUCCCCGAAAUGGGUAAAGGAUAAUUAUGUAUACAAGUUUUUUAAUAUAGAAGGGAAUAGUGACCUGUUUUUUUGUUGCUGUUGUUGUUAUGGUUAAGUGAGAAAAAAAUGCUACUUGUUGCAUGUAUUUUUUUAAUGACUAUAGAAUUAUAAGGUGUACCACAAGACACCAAGACGAGUGAUGGGUGUCACCGGACUCAUCCAUGACUAUACCUCACUUUCAGUCAGAAAGCCCUUCAGGGCACCAGGCGACGGACGGGGAUGGCUGUCACUCAUGCCCAAAGAUUCAGCGACGGGGCGCCAGGGGGCACAUGUGUCAACUGCACAGACACAAAAGUAGCGUGGUGUGAGUGCUCAUUUUACAAUAAGCCCUCCUCUGCUCAUGGGUGAUGGGAUUUAAGUAGGAAGAAAAUGGAUUUUUAAACAACUUUGAAGGCAUAUCUCUCGCCUAAAGGGUUAAGUAGCGUCUAAUAAAUCAGUGCUACGUCAUCUCCUUGGGUUUUUUGAAGACCAGAUACAAUCAAGGAAACACAUGUAAAGUGACACUAUUCUCAUUUUGUAAAGAAUUGUCAGGAUUUUGUCAGGAAUUUGUUUUUCAGUACAAAUAGCAGUACUGUUGGAGUUCAUGGUCGACAUGUUUUUCAUGAAGUAGCAUUUCCCUUCCAUCAAGUCGUUUUGUGCCAUUUAGGAGAGAAAAAGAAAGCAGGCUUUAUGAUUCAGCUCAGUGUAUGACCAAAAGCAAUAUGUUUAUAAGAAAAUGUGUGACAUACUAAUUGUAUCUCUUUUAAAGCAUACUAUAGCAACUUGUUUGUUUAAUGUAUGUGUUUGAUUUUUAGAAUUAUUUUUACAAUUUCCAACCAAAGUACUGUAUUUUAUAUAAUUUAUUGUGAGGAUCUUCUCGUGGAAACCAUUAAGAAGACAAACUGGAGGCAAAUAUCACUUAAUCUGUAUUAUUAGUUUCUUACGAACACUGUGCUAAUGUGAAUUUAAAAGGACCCAAUUAAUAGCUUUCUGGUAGAAAUUUUGUCAACUGAUUUGAUUACAAGGGAGGAACUGAGAAUAUAUUUAUUUAUAAAGCAAAUACUCAUAAUGAUGAAAAGAUAGAGGACAGAAAACCACUUAUGCAAGCCCCUUCCAAAAUAAAAUGUUGCUUUUUGAAUAGUUCAUCCUAAGGUGUUUUAAAAUGUUAAUUUUACAUUUAAAAAUUCUGCUCAAAAUA